AUGCUACAGGCGUCUUCUCAGCUGGCACACCAAUGGGCCAUAGCGUUGAUAUAUCUCACGGCCUCGUGGCCAGAUCCUGGCUCCUAUCACCGACAACUCCACCGCUUUCCCUCUCAUACUCUACUCGCAAGUCCACCUCUCGCCACUGAGCCACCUGUACUCAAGGUGCCUUCCCCAGGCCCUCCUGAUAAACGGCAAGCAUGUGUCCAUCGAACACGUCUCAUGCAACGCAUCUGUGGUGUCCCUACGAGUGACUACCUCGAUCACCCCGAAAAUUCGUCGAUCAAGGUCAUCUUUCACUCUUCGUGCAAAGGUUUCAUUCUUUGGGCUGUCGCCUCCAGCCACUACGACGAGGCCCUCCUGAAUAUCGGCGACGGCCGAGCACCCCUCACUAAAGCCAUCGACAGGUUUCUCUGCUGCCUAUGGGAGAUGGGCAACAUGCACCAUAGCGGCCUGAAGGUAUUCAUGGAGACGUGGCUCGGCAUAAUGGUCGGCAUCGCCGAGGCGAGCGUCAAGUUCUCGGCAGGAUCCCUGGGGGAGGCCGUCUUGGCCGAGUGGGAGCAGGACCCUGAGAAGGCGUAUCGAUGGCUGAAGAGCCAGAUGAGAGAGUAUCAGGGUGAGAUCUCUGACAUUGAUUCCCAAGCCCCUACGACGCUGAGCGAUCUGAACAUUCCUCAGCGGGCUCAGGUCGAGGCGAAGAAGCAAGCUGUCGAGAGGCGCGGCCGCGUUGCUCCACCCAACUUGAACCUUUGGCUGAUCAAGAACUCUUCGGUGCAACAGUGGACGGCGGCCAAUAAGAGGAUAUUGGAGAUUAAUGAGAGGCUAGACACAGAUCUUGAUGAGGCUGCGCGUAAGGCCCUGGAGGCGGAGGGUGAGAAGUUGACCAGGAAGCAGGAUGAGCUGGUUGAGAGGUAUAAAGAGGCAGGUGGUCAAAACUUCUGA
Molecule: messenger RNA, 942 nt
Organism: Fusarium vanettenii 77-13-4
Lineage: Eukaryota; Fungi; Ascomycota; Sordariomycetes; Hypocreales; Nectriaceae
Exons: 3
Coding region: 1-942 (313 amino acids)
Source: RefSeq, a predicted model, not a curated record